Messenger RNA from Tachysurus vachellii, 547 nucleotides. Its product is annotated as histone H2B-like. Gene Ontology annotation, molecular function: DNA binding; structural constituent of chromatin; protein heterodimerization activity. The record is from RefSeq and is a predicted model, not a curated record. Gene Ontology annotation, cellular component: nucleosome. The transcript has a single exon. Bases 75 to 449 code for a protein of 124 amino acids. Lineage: Eukaryota; Metazoa; Chordata; Actinopteri; Siluriformes; Bagridae.
UGUCAGCCUGUAAAUAGAGCAGCCGCUAGGUGGCUGUUACUCAUUCUCUCGCAGUUCACUCGAACAGCAGCACCAUGCCUGAACCAGCUAAGACCGCGCCCAAGAAGGGAUCCAAGAAAGCCGUGACCAAGACGGCGGGUAAAGGCGGCAAGAAGCGCAGAAAGACCAGGAAGGAGAGUUACGCCAUCUACGUGUACAAAGUCCUGAAGCAGGUGCACCCUGAUACCGGUAUCUCCUCUAAGGCCAUGGGCAUCAUGAACUCAUUCGUCAACGACAUUUUUGAGCGCAUCGCCGGUGAGUCUUCUCGUCUGGCUCACUACAACAAGCGCUCCACCAUCAGCUCUAGGGAGAUCCAGACUGCCGUGCGUCUGUUGCUUCCCGGAGAGUUGGCCAAGCACGCCGUGUCUGAGGGCACAAAGGCCGUCACCAAGUACACCAGCUCCAAGUAAAGCGCGUUACCGCCGUCUUUAUCUACACAAAGGCUCUUUUAAGAGCCGCCCACUUUUUCCUACGAAGUGCAAAUCUUCUUUGAGUGAGUGAGGGACAG